AUGAGAAUAGUUUCCUUCCUGUUUUUGUUCGCACUCUACCUCACAACAGACACAACUCCGCCCCAACAAGACGCAUCCGCUGAGGGUCUGCGUUCCAUCACACAUAAUGAAAUGCUUAAAUUGGGCGGUGACCUGAUAGCGAUUUACUGGGAUUCAGCUGCAGCAACGGAUCAGCAAAAAGAGACCCUUCAAGAUCUACAUAACAUAUCCCAAGCGAUGGUCGUGCAGGGGCUUCACCCGAUAUUUCUUAUUGACAAGCAGAAUAAGGCCAAUAAUGACGCAUUCAACCUGUCUUAUUUCAAAAAGCUCCCCCGUCUCAUGAUGCAUCUUGGCGAGGAGAACGUAACAGAGUUAAUGGAGGAGUCAUUCAAUGUACCCAACGUAGCAGCCUUUGUGUUAGAUAGAAUACAGAGAGGAGACCCGGAAGAUAUGUAUUCCUUCGUCUCUGAGGAGGAUCUUCUUGAUUUUUACGAAGAAACUGAUCGAAAGCCGGUGCUGUUGUUCUUUACCAGUAAGAUGUGCAAGACGUGUGCGGCAAACAUGAUCUCCAUCCAGCGAUUGGCAACCUCUCUAAAGGAUAACGUAACCACAAUGACAGUUAACUGCGACGGAACCCUCGAUGAGAACAAUUACUGCAGUCGUAUAUUGAUGCGCAAGUUUCCUCAUCUUCUGCUACUAGCAGACGACGUCUUCACUAACUUUAAUGGAACGUACACAACAAGCAACAUUGGCUCGUGGGUAAUUAAUGAGCUCAAAGAGGAGAGAAAGGAGGCUCGAAGAAAAGAGUGGGCGGAAAAAAGCAAAGAGAUCUUCAGUAGUGAAUAUUAUGAAGAAGUUGGAAAGAAUGCUUACGAUAAGAAGGGAAGGCCUAAGGAAUGGCCCAUGAAACCGAAUAUUAGGCGUACGGUCAAGCAAAUGGAUGACCUGGAGCGCCGUAUUGAAAAGUUGGAACAUAACCUUAAAGACUUUGAGUAA
Molecule: messenger RNA, 975 nt
Organism: Giardia duodenalis
Lineage: Eukaryota; Fornicata; Diplomonadida; Hexamitidae
Product: Thioredoxin family protein
Exons: 1
Coding region: 1-975 (324 amino acids)
Source: RefSeq, a predicted model, not a curated record